UCAAGAUAAUGUUUUGAUGAUAUAUCAGUAAUAAUAUCAUAAUUAAUUAUAUUUUAUGAUUUCAUAGUGUUCUUAUCAGAUGCUUUUCUAACAUUGAAUAAAUUUUAUACAUGUUGAAAUGAAAUACACUAAAUCAAUUUUCUCCGAUUCUGGUGAACUCUAUUCUUGGUACUUGGAGGGGUCUACAGUAUAGAGCCCAUUUAAUAGUUUGAAACCAUGUGCAUCUAUUUGAGGAGAAGCUCUUCUUCAAUGUGAUAUCUUAGGAUUAAAUUCAUUACAUGAAAAGUACAAAACAAAAUUAGAUGUCUAUGAAUGUAAGAAUGCUUUCCAUAUUUAAGUACCUUAUUCCAAGUGCUUUUACGUUGUAAAUCCAGUACGAAAUUCAUGAUGAGCCACUCUCUUGCUCACAUUAAAGAACAAGAAGUUAAAAGGAUUUUUUUUUUUGUUUUUUGGGGUUUACUUUUACUGAACUUUAUUUUCAUCAUAUUAAGUUGCCUGAUGGCUGAUAUUGCCAUCUGGAGUUUGAUGGGAAACUAAAUCACUGAAUGAUGUUUUCAGGAUUUUGCUUAUUUCAACAGCUAGGCUGCUGGAGUCUUUUGAGAAUGAACUUUCUGACAAUGUCAAACUUCAAUCAAAAUAUUUUCGGAAUAUCAUAGAAUUUUGUUCUUACAAGACACUUCUUGUGAUAACUAAACAACUAGAACUACUUGGUAACAAAUCGAUUCGCCGCUUAAUGUUUGAGAUGAUGCUUGCAUGGGAAACCCCAGACACAGAUAGUGAAGCUUUGCUACAAGAAUCUUCCUUCUGUAAGUAUCCAAUAAUUGAGGAGGAUGGUGGAUCAUUAUUUUAUAUAAGCGCUACAAGCAUGGCUGUCCAGGUGGAUUACAAAAAUACUGUUGGAUUAGAAGCCUUUGCCAAAAUAGCUCCUGCUUGCCCUGCUAUAGCCGAUUCAAUCACCGUCCACAACCUUUUUGAUGCACUCACUAGUUCUUCAGGCGGGCAACUUCAUUUGCUGAUAUAUGACAAGUAUCUGAAAUGCCUAAAUAAGGUGUUCAAUUCUGCAAGAUGUUUCAAAGGGCCAGCAUCAAUUUCGUCUCUUCAUCUCGCUCAUGAAGAAAUUAUAUUAGAUUUUCAUGGCACAAUGCCCACUAAUUUAGUACUGCAACAUAUUGGAAUGUCCACAUCACCUGGAAGGUUAACAUUGACCAGCCAUGCCCUUUACUUCGAGCGAUUUGGGGUUGGCUCAUAUGACAAAGCUAUUAGGUAUGACUUGGCAACAGAUUUAAAGCAAGUGGUGAAACGUGAACUGACUGGGCCAUGGGGCGCGCAUCUCUUUGAUAAUGCUGUGAUGUACAAAGCAAGUUCUCUAACAGAACCAAUCUUUUUUGAGUUUCCUCAAAUCAUUGGGCAUUCAAGGAGAGAUUACUGGCUUGCAAUCGUCCGGGAAGUUUUAUAUGCUCAUAGAUUUGUUAGGAAAUUCAAUCUGAAACAUUUUCAAAGGGAAGAAGCUCUUUCAAUGGCUAUUUUAGGCAUCUUCAGGUUUCAUGUUAUGAAAGAUAAAUUCCAUGUCAUUCCCACGGAAUUUAGGACUACACUCCUGUUUAACUUAGCAGAAAAACUUCCAAAAGGUGACAAUAUAUUAGAAGCUUUAUAUAAUCAUUUGGAACUUCUGCUUGCUCGAUCUCAUGACUAUGAUGCCUUUGAGGAUUCAUCUAUCGAAAGGAUGCACAAUUGCCCAUUCCCUUUCACUCUGUAUGCACUUAAAAAACUGGGAUUUACAUUGUUGCCAAAUGAACAUUGGCAUGAAGAUAUAGAGAUUUUGCAAGGGGAUGUUCAUGUUGGUGAGACAAGUUCAUUACGAAAGGCAGUUAUAAAAACGAUAUGCUAUUCUGGUAGGGCUGAGGCAGCACAAGCAACAUUGGAUCAGGUUAAAGUGGAAGAUAUUGAUACAAAAUUAUCUUUGAUCAAGGAGUUGCUUUUUCCAGUGGUUGAAUUUGGCAAAUGGCUCUAUUCUUUAACAGAAUGGCAUGAUAACUUAAAGUCAACAUUGUUUUUGCUUUUGAUCUUGUAUAUUAUGUACAGAGGUUGGAUAUGGUACAUGUGGCCCGGCGUUUUAUUGUCCCUCUCAUUUGUUAUGCUGUGGAACAAGUGUUACAGAAAGGGGCGACAAAUUGAACCAUUUAAAAUCACAAUACCUCCUAAUAGAAGCACCAUUGAGCUACUUCUGACACUACAAGAAACUAUUUCCCAGUUAGAAGCAUGUGUCCAAACAGGAUGUAUAGUUCUUCUCAAGCUGAGAGCUAUUCUCCUCGCAGCAUUUCCUCAGACCACCAAUAAAGUUGCAUAUACGUUGAUACCCAUUGCUGUAAUAUUCAUCUUUGUGCCUUUGAGGUACUUGGUCAUGAUACUGCUUCUUGAAUUUUAUACCAGAGAGAUGCCAAUGAGGAAAAGAAGCAGUGAGAAGUUGAUCAGAAGACUAAGAGAAUGGUGGGUACGCAUUCCUGCAGCUCCUGUUCAGCUUAUCAAACCUCAGUGAAGGAGAAGAGAACUCCUUAAAUAGCUUUUCUUUGCUAGAUUUUUUUUAUAAUUUUGCUUACCAUUUUUAAACAACUGUAGGCAGUGCUUUUUUUAUCAAUUUGUACAUGAGUGAUGAGCAAUUGCAGAACUAAAGAAGAUCAAUAAUGAAUGUGUAUAUGCUCUUUUAGAGA
Molecule: messenger RNA, 2708 nt
Organism: Dendrobium catenatum
Lineage: Eukaryota; Viridiplantae; Streptophyta; Magnoliopsida; Asparagales; Orchidaceae
Exons: 9
Coding region: 734-2536 (600 amino acids)
Source: RefSeq, a predicted model, not a curated record